Molecule: messenger RNA, 4790 nt
Organism: Paramormyrops kingsleyae
Lineage: Eukaryota; Metazoa; Chordata; Actinopteri; Osteoglossiformes; Mormyridae
Product: neurturin
Molecular function (GO): glial cell-derived neurotrophic factor receptor binding; growth factor activity; receptor tyrosine kinase binding
Source: RefSeq, a predicted model, not a curated record
GAGUUAGAGGGGAGGCGUAACACCAAAGGACACGUGCCAGGAGUCGAGAGGAGGCGCAGCUGUGCUCAACUCACCAGGGAAAAAGGGAGAAGGCGCUCCUUAUUACUGCGGUAUCUGCCCAUUCUGUCAGAGUAAAUCCUAGACCUAGAGACCCGUGGAGCUGACUGGACUCCAGUUGUGCCCGUGCGGAUGGUAACCUGGAAGGCCCAGUGCUGACUUGACCGGGGUGCUGGAAACCAGCCCAAGCAGGAGCAAGCUGGUUUUUUUCAAGCAAACGUACAACCUCAGCUGAGAAUAGGCUCUCAGAGGAAGUGCAGACCCUAGCACUCACCUGAAGAGUCUCAGAAGAACCACCCUUUGGAGACGCCACAGAAUCCAAGAAACGGUCCGGACCAUGGAGCCGCUCCAGAGUUCCAGACAGGAAUAAUAUACUGAUGCAGUCGGAUUUGGAGUUUCCCUAAUCUUUUGGCCUGUCUCGUUAAUCUUUUGACUAAAGGCUUGCAGUACAACACAUCAACCAAAGCCGCUCUGAAGCAGCACGUGAUGAAGAGAGCUGCACUCGUCCGCCUUUACUUCUUUUGGAGUCCCGAUUCUAUUUUCAUCAGUCUGUCGCGGCUGUAACAUCGAUACACUUUUUCCAUUAGCGUGAUUUGCAUAGCCUAACGAGAACGUCGCACCUGUUUCCAGCCCCAGUCAGACCACUGGGGGGAUGAGAAGCUACAACGCCUGAGAACGUCUCCUGUGGAUCUGUCUUUUGUUGGCGGGUGGGGGUACAGACACUACGAAAGCAUGCGGGACUCUCCGAACGCUCAGCUCGGGGCGCAAAGCGGAGCUGGAUGAUCCCGGCAAGACAGAAACCCCCAGAAGCUCAAUCACACCAACAGAGAUCAGGAGACAUCCAGGAAUCUUCAAGCAGCCCAUGCAAGCACACUGACUGGCCCACGAGCCCCCUGCCAACAUUCCUUGACUUGGGUGUCCCAACCUGGGACACCCUAAUGGGCAUAACUCAGGACGGCUGAAGAGUCUGGAUUAGCCGGGCAUACGAGUUUCAAUGCUCCUACUCAGUCUAAGAUGAGGUUAUGGGCGUGUGCUGCCAUCGCCUUCAUGUUCUGCGGGACGGCGCUCUUCGACAUCUUCACUAGAACUACAAUUCCCACGGGCCCCAAGCACCUCCACUCCCGGGCUGUCCACUCUCCACAGAGGCAACCAUCACCAUCCAUAUUUCGAGCAGCUGGCCAUCAGAGAAGCCGCAGGGCGACGGACGACCUGGAGUCUAUCCUGGUGGAAUUCUCAUCGAUGUUCCAGAGCUUCACCCAGGGAGAGCUCCAGCAGGUCAUUGGAACCCUGGCGGACAGGAGGGCGGUACAGGUCGGCCCACAGGGCCGCAGGACCAAGCGGGCCAGGAAGGGCCUGAAGCCAUGCUCCCUGCGAGAGGCGGUGGUGAGCGUCAGCGAGCUGGGCCUCGGCUACAACAGCGACGAGACGCUGCUGUUCCGCUACUGCAGCGGGCGCUGCUUCACGCACCGCCGCAACUACGACGUGUCGCUGGAGCACAUGAAGAGGACGGGCGCACUGGGCCUGGGCCGGCAGGACAGGGCGCGGCACAGCCCCUGCUGCCGGCCGACGACCUACGAAGACGACGUCUCCUUCCUGGACAACAACAACAAGUACUACACCAUCCACCAGGUGUCGGCCCGGGAGUGCGGCUGCGUGUGAUCUCAGGGAUCACUUGGAGCAACAAGGCGGCCCGAGACACCUACAGCGGUCACCUGACCUACCUUUGGAUGACCAGGCUGGUCAAAAGUAACCUCAGAGGCUGUGGGGAAGCGGAACAGGAACCUACAUAUUCUGCCCAUUUGAAAGACCUCAUUACUUUCAUUGCUCUUUAAACUAUUCAUUGUCAAAGAGACAAAAAGAAUGUGGAAUAUAGUCAAUUCCCCUGAUUGGAUAUUUUUCCUAUGAUCUUGAUGACAUAUUACCUGUAAUUAAGAACAUGUAAUUCAAUUUGAAGCUACCUACCACUAACUCAAACUGGGAGGUUGCAUGCAAAAAAAGAAAAGAUAUCCAAACUGGUUUGAUGGAACGGCUUUCAGAGGUCUUUGAAUAACCUUCUACAAAUUGCCCGCCGCACGCUGAAAAUCUACCUCGUUUUCCACGAAAAUAAGCACCCAAACCAAAACUGAGACUCUCCGUGUUCACCUUCAGCUGCUCGCUAAAGUUUUCAGAAGUCCUCGGAGCAGGAGCCCCCUUCAAUAUUUGGCUGAGUCGCUCCUUCUUUCAUGUGGCAGAAUCAUUUUAAAAUGUUGGCUUCAAUUUCCCCUCACAGAAUCACCCAGCAAAGACACGCCAACUUGGGUCUUUGAGAGCACAAAUCUUUUGUAAAUACGGCUUCAAACAGAGCGGUGAGGUCGAAUGAUGUAUAUUUAAAAUUAUAAGCAUCCACUCAAAUUUGUUUAAAGCAUGUCCAAACUGCACCUUCUACGGCUAUAAUUCAAUAUUUCUGUCAUAAAAAAUACCAACAGAUUUCAGUUUCACUUUAUAAGAUACAAAACAUAUCCCCCUUCCCUCCCAAAAAUGAAAAACAUAUCUACUUUCAUAUUUUCUACUCCUGACUAAUGAGUAGAAUAAAAUCAUUGCAUAAAACGAACUAAUAAAGGACAUAUUAUACAAUACAUUAUGUAUAUUUUAUAGAACGCUCUACUCUCGUCACAAGCUAAUGAUUUGCGCUUUAUAAAACCUGCUUUCAAUGGCCAGUAUUUUUAGGGUAAAGUUUAAGGAUAAACAUGGUUAUGUGGUGUCCUGAUUCUCCAUACAUCCAUUUUCCGCCACUUAUCAGGGGUCGGGUCGCGGGGGCAGCAGUCUAUGCUGGGAUGCCCAGACCUCCCUCUCACCAGCCACCUCCUCCAGCUCCGCCAGGGGGAAUACCAAGGCGGUGCAGGCCAGCCGAGAGAUAUAAUCUCCCCAGCAUGUCUUGGGUCUGUCCCGGGGCCUCCUCCUGAUUGGACAUGCCCCAAACACCUCCCCAGCUCUACGUUGAGCCCCUCCUGGAUGUCCAAACCCCUCACCCACCAUAUCUUCACCUUCCAGCUCAGCGCCCUUUUCACCACGACAGGACGGUACAGCGUCCGCAUUACUGCCAACGCUGCGCCGAUCCGUCUGUCGAUCUCACGCUCCCUAAUUCGCUCACUUGUGAAAAAGACCCUGAGAUACUAGAACUCCUCUGCUGGGAGCAGCAACUCGUCCCCCAUCAGGGGACAUCUGUGUCCCGAUUCUGUUUUAUAUUAUUUCAUAAUUAUGCGAAGCAUUAUUGUCAUAUGUAUGCAUUAUUGCUCAAUAGACAAACUUAAAAUCCCAAGUUAUAUAUGUGUGAACUUGCUGUGAUUCCGUCAAUAUGAUCAUUAUUUCACGAUGUGUGGAGAAAUCACAUACUGAAUUAUUCUCACACAGCAAAACAGAGCAGAUAACAUGGAUUAGCAGUAAAAACAAUACGGCUCAAUGCAAAAAGGAAAACUUUACAAGGAAAUACUAACGAGCACAUUAUGUAAUUGUUCUUAGGGAAGCUACACAGUGCUAAGCCCUUCUGGAGUAACUUUAGGUCAUUACCUACCAAGAAGCUUACAGUAUUGCCUGUCCAACACUUAGAAACUAGGGCCCAAUAAAUGAGCUUUGGUUGAGAACAAACAUACAGGCAAUCUUACACAAUACAAGAAACAAUUCAAAUGAUAAGAAACUUCAAGAAAAAACAGUCACAUAGGCAAAUGUUGAAAUCCAGCUUAACUGUCAGAGCGUGUUUAAUUUUGAAUAAGGGAGCACUAAAUACUGCCAUGUAGAUCAGAGAUAGGGGUGUCUGAGUUUCCUCUGUCCAGACACUGAGCGCCACGUUACGUCCCCAGCUUCCACACCUCACCUUCCCAAACGCUUCAUCUCCUUUUCAUCUCGACUGCUAACGGGCAAUGCUGCUCCACCCCAUAUCGUUAAUGGUUUUAACCUGGACUGUGUCCCAAACGAUUCCAGGUGAAACGAUUGAUCGAGGUAUUAGAGCGUCAGAACUAGACACCCUCAGGACUAGACACAGCAGAACCACGUGGCGCCACAAGGGCCAAAAUCCCUCCUAGGGAGCCUUCAUUAGCAUGGGCGCCAUGUGGACUCGACACCCGGUGUAAUAAAACCAUAACAGGGACAGCUCUCUGCUCAUAUGUGCUUAUGGCGGUUCUUACAAGCCGCCCAGGCAAAAGCAGCAUGCUUUGUCUACAAUAUAGGGGAAUCAUUAGCCUGAAGCUUUCUCCUGGCCCACAUUCAAAUUACUUCCAAAUGAGGACCUGAAACAGACAUGGUGCAAAGUAAUUUGUGGUCGAACUCAGCAUUAAGCUGAUAUUUGUGUCAUCCAAUCAAAUGCUGAUGCUCAGUCCCGCUCCAUCCCUGUGUAUUCCUCUAGCAGGAUCACAGUGCAUCACCUCACUAGUAAAUCACUUGCGGCUUUGCGCUUAACUCCGCUUGUACCUUUCCCACAUGAGUACUGUCACAGAGGCUGAAGGCAUGUUCAGAAUCCGUCGACGCCUGCCCUCGGACCUCCUCCACCACGCGGAGUGAAUUCACCUCCACCUUUGUUGGGUCUCCUCUGCCCAACUGCAGAAAGGUUGAUGCAAUGCAUCUUUACUGUCGAUUAUCUAUUUAUUGGAAAGUUAAGGUUUAUUUAUUCAGGCAGCACCGCUAAAAGACGGCAACUUCUUUAUUUAUUGAACAUUGGGUGCCAAAGUGGAGUUUACAUGUACUGUUUUUGUGUAUCCUGU